Drosophila novamexicana is the source of this 1435-nucleotide messenger RNA. RefSeq lists its product as uncharacterized. Gene Ontology annotation, molecular function: DNA binding. Gene Ontology annotation, biological process: RNA polymerase I preinitiation complex assembly; nucleolar large rRNA transcription by RNA polymerase I; transcription elongation by RNA polymerase I. Lineage: Eukaryota; Metazoa; Arthropoda; Insecta; Diptera; Drosophilidae. Gene Ontology annotation, cellular component: RNA polymerase I complex. The record is from RefSeq and is a predicted model, not a curated record. The transcript is spliced from 3 exons. The coding region runs from base 72 to 1235 and encodes 387 amino acids.
UUAGAAUUCUUACACGUGCAACGGCACAUUCAAACUUUAAGAUAGUUUAGUUUUAUUUUAAUUAAAUAAAAAUGGAUGAGAAAACAUUGAUUGAAACUGUUCACAAACGCAAAAAAGAUGCAUAUUUACCCACAAUGCUAAAUUUCCAGAACGGCUCGCUCGGCGCCAGCUCCAAUUUCUGUUUGGUUGAGAGCAAAAACAAUCGAAAUCCACGCAAGCGCGCAUUGGUCAUGGCCGGUGUUAACACUUAUGUGGGGGAUUUGCAGGACAGCGAAGAGUUUGAUACGUAUAUUUGCGUGCGCAACAAAACCACAAAUAAAGCAACAAUUGUGCCUGUGCAACAAGCGCUGCUGUCCAAUCACAUCUACGAGAAGAUGGAAAAGCUGGAGAACCGACCAAUGCUAAGCAAAGAGCAUGCCACGAAGAAGCUGCUCAAGGAAUUUGGUGGACGCAAGGCAUCCCGCUAUGUAGCCAAUCACGAGCAAAUGAUGGUCAAUGUGGAUGUGAUGCGUAAAGAUUUGGAUGAAACCGUGCAGAGCUCUGUGCGCCAGAAUGGUGAGGAUGAAGAGGAUAACAGUUUGCCCGAAGUGGACGCAAACAAUGCGGAAUACUUGGCCACCAUCGUGCCCAAGUGUGAUAAGGCGGCAACAAAAAUAAGCGAAAUUUACGACGUGGAGGACGUGGUGCCACAAUCCCUACUGGAUCGCCUGGACGAAGAGGCCAACAGUGUGUACUCGACGCCAUUGGAGACACUGCCCAUCGAGUCGGACUAUUUGCGCGAUUGCAUCAAGCGCAUACAGGAUAAGGAAGUUACCACGAAGCAGGACAUCCUCAACCUUAAAUUGAUUAUCUACAUGGAUGCGCUGCAAUCGCUAAUCGCGCUGCGCAAACGACAAAUGAAGCAUGUUGAACUGUCGCGCAUCACGGAAAAGGUGGAGAACGAUGUACGGCAUCGUUUUGCCGAUCCCAAUGUUGCCAAAUCCUUCACACGCACCAGUUUUAGCACAGAGAAGGCACUCACUCAUUUCAUUGUGCUUGCCCUGCUCAUCAGCGAGAAGCACGAAGUGGACGUCAAUAUACUCUCACGCAUUCUGCGUACAUCCAAGGAUCGCAUCAUUGCCUAUGCUCACAUUGUAAAUGCCCGUCCCAAAGCCCGCUCGGAUAUGCUAUCACUGCGGCUGCCCAGCACUGUGCCCGCGCUGACGUCUUCCAGGCGCUUUCAGCGCAAGAAAUAGCAGUGGCAAAUUUAGCAUCAGUAAGGCAGUAGAAAAAACACCCUGUAUUGAUUGCAGCAGUUGCAUCGAUUAAACAAUUUCGGGCCGAUUCGAGUUCAAGGCCGAAUAGAGGACCUAAAAAAGCACGAUUUAUUUUUACAUAUUUUACUUGUAUUUUAAAUGACAAAUCGUGAGAAAAAUAUAACGCUGCGUGCCGUUUU